GUACAUAGUGACCAUCAUCACUUUUGACCAGAGUCGGGGAUGAGUUGGAUGACCAGUGCAGUGUGUAGUUCGGUACCGUGCAGAGCGAAUCUGACGCCACAGCAGGCCACGCCACGCCAUGCCACCGACUUGAUUUUAUUGUGCAACAUUUAAUCAGCAGACAUUGAACGGAAAUGAGAAUAUUGUUCAAAAGUUGAGACAUUAUGUGUAAAAUUGAGAAUAUUGUUCUGUUCUAAUUACCCUUUGUCUCAUUGCACAAACAAACUCAGGUUUUUGGUAUGAUUACGUUUUGCGAGUGAAAUAUUAAUAUGCAACUUUUUGUAUUUGUUAAAUUCAACAUUAUUGCAUGAAAGUGGCUUGCGUUCAGUUUGUUUUGAGAGGUUCGUUGGUCAAGAAUGCGAAGGAGCUAGAGGAGGCAAUUGAUACGUAAAAUUGGAGGAAAAUAAGUUUUGGAAAUGAGAAUCUUUUAGUUUCUUGGAAAAGAUUGACAUUUCCUUCAGUGGAAAACUGUAAAGAUGGUGAUCAUACUUCAGCAAACGUUGGAGGAUGGGCAACGCUUCGUCUCGACGGUGAUUGAGGGGGCGGGUGGCGGCGGCGGUGGCGGUGGGAACGCAUCGUCCGAACACGAUUCCUCCAACUUUUCGAUGAACAGUCAACACUCGAUCAGCGAACGGAGUGCAGUUUACAAGCAGAGGAUCGACAGCCUCUUCGGACGUCCCAGUCUCACCGGGAGGAGUUCUAGGUUACUGAGAAGUCCACUGUUUAGUGGGGGUGGUGGAGGUGGUGGUGGAGGUGUUGUGCGUAUUAAUGGGGAAAAUGUGACCAGAUUUUCCAGCCACGAGGAGGAGGAAGACGACGACGACGACGAUGACGAAGAGGAAGACGCCUAUUCUCGCAUUACGGAUAAAACGUCGUCGUCUUCGAGGUCAUCCAUAAUUACGGAUUCUUUAAACCAUCGCGCCAUUAAGAACGCGUGUUCAUCGUCUACUUCGAUAAACGUGAGUAGUGUCCGGAUAACGUGUGGGGACGAGUCCAGGUCGUCGGAUUUGGGACAAAGUGUAUCCGUCGUAAGUAGCAGCAGCAGCAGUAACAACAAUAAUAAUAGUACGGCGUCCCCCGUGACGGUGAGUUACGUCAAUACGACGCCACAAAUUCAGCCGAGGAGCAGCAGCAGCAUUAAGAUUGGGAGCAGUACGACGGAGACGAAUGCGAAUAACAUGUGGCGCAAUGGGACUUAUGGUGAGACUUGUUGUUCCGAGGGGGAGAAAUCGCUGGGGUACGUGACAAGGGGAACGACCCCGCCGAGAAAUAGUGGGGGAGGAGGAAUGCUGCAGUUCUCGGUGGAAUAUUUAGGCUCCGUCCCGGUGGACGGGGCGACGACGUCGUUGCAGGAUUUGCAAGGCCCGUUGAAAAACUUGUAUGGGGAUUUCCUCUCGAGGAAGAACGUGCUCACGGGUCAGCUGGCCAUCACGGCGGAGGGGAUCAGAUUUGAGGCACCCAAGCUUCGAUUGGUCAAUCCCUUUUCGACCAUUGCGGUCUGGGCGGCCAUCAAGUUUGUGGCGAGAGGGGAGGAAUGUGCGUUCAUGCCGUUGAUUAGUGAUCCGGAGGGUCAAGAUAAGAGCCGCCUCUUCGCCCCCAUGGACCCCGAUUUUGCCCGGAUAUACGUCACAUGUCAGUCGAAGGGUGGCGGAGGUUUUAAGAAUCCACCCCUUUUCGCCUGUGUCAUGCGGGAGGCUUCCUUCUCCCUCGACUGUCACGCCUUCGCCUGCAAAUGCGCGGAGGAUGCGAUCGUCGUGGCGGCGAAUUUAUACCAAUCCCUCGUCGACAAGAUGCGCUCUGGUCAUAACAACCACAACUUGGAACACACCCACCACCACGCCACGAGCAAGGAGGGUGAAUCCGGCUACGGCAGUUUGACGAGGACGUCCCCUUUACAAAGUAGUCCGAACAGUGGUGGUGGAAACCAAAAUCGGUCGUCCUCUUCCUCCGCGGCGUCAUCCCCGUUGGGAAACAGUGGCGGUGUUGGUGGUGGUGGGGACGGGGUAAAUUUGGUCGGGGUGGAAAGUGGUCCUUCCUCCUCGUCUGGAAUAGACGACCACAAAAAUCAUAUCCAUCUUAAUUCGCGUUCCGUAUUUUCCGACUCGGAAUCCAUCAUUCCAAUCCGACCUCCCCGAAGGAAGAAGAAAUACUCUGAAAUUCCAACGGGAAACUUGAAACGGUACAAUUCUGAGGAUUCCGUCCUUCUCAAGAUUCCUCAUAGGAGAAAAUCCUUCAAACAACGACCCCCCUAUGUCAACAACAAGGUGAAGAAACGCGUCCAAAUUUCCACCCCGGACGAAACCUCUUCUGGCGAUUCGAUCCACAACGAAUCCGCCAUUGAUCAAGUUCUGGACCGCAUAAUUAAUCCAGGAGGAAUGUCUUUCAACGAUUUGAAGCCGUCGUAUCAGGAUUUAAUUCUGAAAAUCGCCCUCACUCUGACGCAAGAUCAGUUGUACCAAAAGAGUAAACAAGCCAUGAAGAAACAACAGCAUUACUUGAGGAAGUCUAGUAAAGUCAGUUCGAAAAGGUGGGCAUCUUCUGGAGGGGACGUUUCAGAUGACAAUUCACAAUUUUUAAACCAUUUGUUAAAGUCCUUUUCGAAAAUUGGGUCAAAAUCUGGGUCAAAACAGGAACAAAAUAUCAGAUUUUCAAAAAAUAAUCCCGUCGCACCCGCCCCUAGGAAAGUCAUCCUCAAAAAGCCCAAAGAUAUUCACGGUGAUGACGCCGCAUUCAUGUCGUUCUGCAGUGGCUGCAUUUGUGAGUCCUGCUCGGAAAAGUGUUAUUGUUCCCUUCCCAUAAAAAGUGGGGGUUUGCUGAGCAACAGUAAACUGCUUCUGAACGGAAUCACCUUUCCCGUUUCGAAUAAUAAGAAUCAAAAAUGCAUAAAUGUUGGUGAUCCGACGUGCGGCACGCCAACGACGGCGACGGCAUCUUCCACCCCGUGUCCCAUGGGGAAAGCCUGCACCGAAAAGAAGGACAAGAAACAACGCAAACUUUGCGGUUAUGAUUCCGAGAGUUGUGCCGAGAGUGAGAAAUGCUACUGCGAAAUUAACCAAAUUAAGUCGAAUGGGUUGAAAAUUUAUAAUAUCAAUUUGGACACGGAAACGUCUGACACGGAUACGAAUUCUUACGAUUUGGAGCCCUUCAAUCAAGGUAAAGGGCGGCGGGAUGAGGAGGAUGGGAAUUCGAGCAAUAAUGGAGGAUCGAAGGCGGGGGGGACGAGAUCUGUCGAAAUUUUAUCGUAUCAUCCAGCGAAAAGGUUGGCGUACAAUUUGUCCCCCGGACAGCAAACGACCAAUGCAAUGGUGCAUUUUGAGGACGGGGGGCAUAGCUUUCAGGGCAGCACAAAUUCCCAGGUUGGGGGCAUGGUGUCACCAUUUUGCAGUCCCAAGAAAAUGGAGCAGGACUCAAAAAGGAAGAAAUCCCAGCGCGACAAAGUGCUUCUAAUUACAGGAUCCAGUCACUCAUCUCGAUUAGUGUACAAGGACAAGUCCAACGGCAACGUGACGACGACGACGCCGACGUCGACAACGCCGUAUCAUCACAAUCAGCACUCCUCCGGACCCUCUUCCUCUGACGGGAAGAAAUCUCGGAAUGGGAUGCAUCACAGGAAUAAUAAUCUCCUCGACAUUAUGGAGGUUGAAAUCAAUGAGGACGACGAUGACGAUACGGAUCAUCGCCACAGAUCCACGGACACCGACACCGGUGAAGAUACCGGCAGCGGUGGUGGUGGUAUCGCCCCCGAGAAAGUGCUGUCCAUGAAAAAAACGGCGGAGAUAGCGGCGAUGUUUACAGAUCUGAAAUUGGACCAGACUACCAACGUGAUUCCUGAUUUGGGAUCGAGCAACAAUUUCGAAUCUAUGCAAAAUCCGGAUGAUUCCACGGCAUCGUUAGAUUUUGAAGCGUCUCUUGGAUAUUUGCCGUGAAGUUUAAUACAUAAAUUAGAUAGUUUUAUACAAUUCACGCUAUUUUUCAUAGCUGGGUAAGCUGUGUAAAGUUUCCGAAAAUCUGAAACCCCAUAAACUGGACAAUCAAUUAUUGCAAUUAAUUCCUUAAUUUUGUCCCAGUUUGUGUACAAAAUUUACACAAUUUACAUAAAAAUCUAGUAGCGUACAUGAAUACUCUCAAUUUGUAAUUCUAUAAAAU
Messenger RNA from Folsomia candida, 4185 nucleotides. RefSeq lists its product as uncharacterized. The record is from RefSeq and is a predicted model, not a curated record. Lineage: Eukaryota; Metazoa; Arthropoda; Collembola; Entomobryomorpha; Isotomidae. The coding region runs from base 516 to 3965 and encodes 1149 amino acids. The transcript is spliced from 4 exons.